Lycium barbarum (goji berry) is the source of this 2797-nucleotide messenger RNA. RefSeq lists its product as uncharacterized. The coding region runs from base 456 to 2627 and encodes 723 amino acids. The record is from RefSeq and is a predicted model, not a curated record. The transcript is spliced from 6 exons. NCBI's taxonomy places the organism in Eukaryota, Viridiplantae, Streptophyta, Magnoliopsida, Solanales, Solanaceae.
AUCAACUCUCUGUGUCUUAAACCCCAAUUUACCCCUAUAUAUCUACUUGUGGUACCUUGCCCAUUAUCAACCUACCACGUCCACUCUCCAAUAUUCAACUCAGCAAAGAAUAAGCAACAAGAACAGGACUUGUCAACUGAUAAUUCCGAUUCUGUAGACUGAUUUUUCUAUAACAAACUCAAUUCUUCUUUCUUUAGAUUAAACCAUAGUUAGGCCAAGAUGGUGACUGGUAGCUAUCAUCAUUCUCUCUAAGUAUAUUUGCUCUUAAAUCUCUGAAAAAUUCUCCAGUUAGGUGUUGUGUCGGUUUCUUGCUCUGCAAAAUUCAAAAGUGCUAUGAGUUUUCCUUCAAAUUUCCUCUGUUUCUUUACUUCAAACUGAAUUUUGCACAGUGCUGUUAAGUCCAUGGGCAAUUUCGAAACUUCUUCUUUCUUUACACCUUUGUGGUUUCUCUAAAUAUGGAUUUUUAUUCUAGUUUUGUCUAUCAAAAAGCGUUCUUGUUACUUGCUACCCUCUUUGUCUCUGUUUCCAUCUAUUUGCUUCCUCUGUUCAACUUCAUCCCUACAUUGUUCCUCAGAUUAAGAAGGGGUCAGGCUCCUUUGAACAAUUCAGAAUUAUUUGAAGUUGUGCCUGAAGAAAAAGACCAGAAAGAAUCCGACAAUGUGAAGGACAAGGAAGAAUUUGAACCAAAGUUUGAUGCUUUUAAGGAAUUUGUUGAGUCUGUGGAUUUGGACAAGAAAGACGAUAUGCAGAAAACUGAGUUUUGUUUUGAGUUUAAAUUCCCAACAUAUGAGGAAUUUAGUAAAAACAAGACACAAACUGGUGAACUUAUCACAUCUGAUUUUGUACAAGGAAAGAGUAUUAGCAGCUUAAUUCAAGAACCUGAGAUUGUAAACCUCAAUGUUAAACAAAUUGGUUGUGAUAGUAAAAAAGAAGGCAUUGAGGAAAUUGAAGGAAUGAAACUUAUGAAGGGAGAAUCUGAUACUGUGUGCAAACAAUUUUUGGGUGAUUCAGAGAAAGAUUCUUCUUCGGGUACGGAUUCGGAUACUGCAUCAAUUGGUUUUGAUCAUAUGCGUUCACUUAUGAGCAGGUUAGUAAAUUCCUACAGUGAUGGCUUUUUAUCAGAUGAUGACUUUGGAGGUGGUUUUGAGCUUGAUCCUUUGAAUACUGAUAUUGAUCCAGAGUUAAAAAAUCUUGAAAUGUCUGAAGAAAAUCUUGAAUCUGAGGAUUUUGAGGAUAGUGAUAGUGAUUUAGUGGAAGAGUUAGGGAAAUUACAACAAAAGGAACAGAAAAAUGAUUCACAAUUUUUAUCUCAGAAUGAUUUUGAUGAAGAUUUGGGCAUGGUUAAAAAUGUAGAAUUUGUUACAGAAGAUGACAAGUUAAUAGUAAAUGGUCCACAAGAGUCUGAAAAUCUCAAGUCAAAAAAUACAGCUAUUGUUGAUUCUUCUGGAGAUGCAAACAAAUUAGAGUCCCUAUGGGAACAUCAAGAAUUGAUUGAACAAUUAAAGAUGGAAAUUCGAAAAGUCAGAGCCACGGGUUUGCCUACUAUUUUGGAAGAAUCCGAGUCUCCAACUAUGGACGAAUUACAACCAUGGAAGAUUGAUGAAAUGCUUCAUCGCGAAGAUUGCAUGAGCGAACUUCACAAAUUUUACAAGACUUAUCGAGAGAAAAUGCGAAAAUUUGAUAUCUUGACGUAUCAGAAGAUGUAUGCAAUAGGUUAUCUGCAGAAAGAUCCGCUAAAAGACCCGUUGCAAUUACUCUUCAAUCAGAAAUCUUCAGGUCCAACACUAAAAUCCCUUCUCUCACAAAACAUUAGGAUAUUCAAACAUAAAAGUCAUGACAUUGACCCAAUGGUAAAGUUUAUCAAAGAAUUGCAGAGUGAUUUGGAAGUGGUAUACGUUGGACAGAUGUGCCUUUCUUGGGAAAUUUUACACUGGCAAUAUAUGAAGGCUUUAAGUUUGUGGGAUUCUGACCCACGUCGUAUCCGAAGAUAUAAUGAAGUUGCUGGAGAGUUUCAACAGUUUCAAGUGCUAAUGCAAAGAUUUAUAGAAAAUGAACCUUUUCAAGGGCCUAGAGUUCAAUAUUUUAUCAAGAGUCGAUAUGAUCUUCGUAAUCUUCUACAAGUUCCUGUUAUUAGAGAUGACAGAGUGAAAGACAGAAACAAGGCAAGAACAAGAGAGAAAGGUGACUAUUCAAUUACCAGUGACGAGCUAGUGGAGAUACUGGAAGAAUCAAUACGAAUAUUUUGGCGCUUUGUCAGAGCUGAUAAAGAUUGCUAUAGUGUGAUGGCGAAAGGUCAAAAGGGAAUUCAUCCAGAUGUUCAAGAACUGGAGGACUUAGAGCUUUUACAGGAGACUAGAAAAAAUCUUGAAAAGAAGGAGAAGAAACUGCAGGAAGUUUUGAGAAGUGGAAAUUGCAUAUUGAGGAAGUUCAGGAAGAACAGAGAAGAGGAUUCAGAUCAUGUACUCUAUUUUUUCUCUCAAGUAGACAUGAAAUUAGUCUCUAGGGUCCUCAACAUCUCAAGGCUAACCAAAGAUCAACUAGUGUGGUGUCACAAUAAAUUAAGCAGGAUUAGUUUUGUACAUAGGAAAAUACAUGUAGAGCCAUCUUUUUUGCUCUUCCCUUGUUAAUACUAGUCAAAUUUUUUUAGGUAGAGUAUCAAUUAUGGCAACAAAUUACCUUUUAUAUUGUUGCCAUUUUAUGUACCCUAGAUUCAUUAAUUGUCGAAUAGUAAAUAUGGAGCGGAAACAUAAAAAUAGGUACUAUAUCUUUUACAAUAGGAAGUUUUCCCAACUCCAAA